Fusarium vanettenii 77-13-4 is the source of this 1314-nucleotide messenger RNA. RefSeq lists its product as uncharacterized. Bases 1 to 1314 code for a protein of 437 amino acids. The record is from RefSeq and is a predicted model, not a curated record. Lineage: Eukaryota; Fungi; Ascomycota; Sordariomycetes; Hypocreales; Nectriaceae. The transcript is spliced from 3 exons.
AUGCUUUUGCCUCUAUUGUUCUCAGCUCUGGCUUUGGCUUUGCAGGUCGCCCCCAACUCGCCCUGCGCCCACUUCUGCCUCGACUCUGCGGACCUCGACCGCUCUGACCCCAGAUCGUCCAAUACCAAUGGCGAUGACAUUGUCUGCAACGAUGACGACUUCAAGAACAAGCCCGCGGGCCAAAAGUAUCAGAGAUGUCUUGCUUGUCUACAGGACAGCACUUUCAAACGUGAGGAUGAGAACGAUUUAGAUUGGUUCUUGUACAACAUGCGUUACUCGUUCGACUACUGCGUCUUUGGCUACCCCAACGCUACAGAUGUCGGCUCAGGCCCCUGUAUCACCUCUGAGGCCUGCGGUCCUCUUGAGGAUGCCCUAAAAGCAGGCAUCAUCGAGCCCGACGAUGAUAGGGAACAGUACGGCUAUUGCGAUACUGAUGGCAAGGCAAUGCUGGGUGAUGCAUAUGCCAAGUGUCAUGCCUGUGUCAAGGCCGAUAGCACACACACCAUCAUCUCCAACUUCUUGGUUGCUCUUGAAGCUGGAUGUCAGCAACGGCCUAAACCUGGUGCCACGCUCGGCCUUAAUGAUACCGUCUUCAGUGAGAGGACCAUUGACAUGGUCGACCCAUCUGCCCCUGUCGCCCCAGGAGAUAACCUCUCGCUCCCCAACACCUCCAUCGCUGCCAUCGCCAUUGGUAGCUUUGUCUUCCUGCUCGCCAUUGCUGGUUGCGUAUUCGUGCAGCGCCGUAAGCGCCAGAAGCGCUCUGUCCUUAACCGCCGAUCCUCCAUGUCAUUCCACUGCCAGGCCCGCUUGACACCCCGUGGGACAGGCUUCCGCAAUAUCGACAAGGAGUAUGUUGGUCAGCCUUACAUGGACGAGGCCAAGUCGCCAUCUGGAUCGUCCCUGUGGAACCCCCGCAAUGCCAUGACCAGCUUGCGCGGUGGCCACAAGCUGGACACCUUUGUCCCUCCCCUCUCUCAACCCCCUCCUAUCCAUACACCCGUUCACCAGAGCCCAGCCGACGAUGUCUCGCCGAUAUCAGCCAUCUCGAGCAACUCUGCUGCGCCGCUGAUGGCCGGCCAGUCUCGUCACCCUGUCACAUCACCCAACGUGGACUCUCCCCUCUACAGCCCCGGCUUUACAAUCACCACCCCACGCUUGAACCAGGACAGUAACAACCCCUGGCAGCAGCAGCGUGCCGGCGGCUCAGGAAGGAGUUUUCGCAAGAAGCAACGCUCCUCAACUACACAGAGCCCUGUCGAGACGCGCAACAUCCAGCUUGUGUUUGACCCGCCACCUAAGAAGGCAUCUAAAUGA